Messenger RNA from Cyprinodon tularosa, 2600 nucleotides. Its product is annotated as E3 ubiquitin-protein ligase TRIM21-like. The transcript is spliced from 10 exons. The record is from RefSeq and is a predicted model, not a curated record. Gene Ontology annotation, molecular function: protein binding; zinc ion binding. Bases 84 to 1766 code for a protein of 560 amino acids. Lineage: Eukaryota; Metazoa; Chordata; Actinopteri; Cyprinodontiformes; Cyprinodontidae.
UAGCUUAGUCCACAUGUCUUAAUGUCAUAACAGUCAGUUGGUGCUGCAACAGUCACACACCUGGUGAAGACUGCUACAGAAACAUGGCAUUUAUUCUGACUCAGGACCAAGUUCUGUGCGUCAUUUGCAUGGAUAGUUUCACCGAUCCUGUGUCUAUCCCAUGUGGCCACAACUUCUGCAUGGAUUGUAUUCAGGGUUUCUGGGAUGCGAGCCGCAAGUGUGAAUGUCCACUUUGCAAAGAGGCAUUCCAAACCCGACCAACCCUCAGGGUGAAUGUAAGCUUAAAAGACAUUACGGAACAAUUCAAAAGAUCUAUAAAAACAAAACAAGAUUGCAAACCAGAGCCAGCACCAAGGAAAAAUACCUCCCGACGGUCCUUGAAAUCUGACACAAUACCUUGCGACAUCUGCAGCGAAAACAAGCAGACAGCAGUGAAGUCAUGCCUGGUCUGCCAAGCGUCUUAUUGUGAAAUGCACCUGGGCCCUCAUCUGAGGGAUCCGGUGAUGAUGAAGCAUAGUCUGACAGAUCCGGCCACCUUUAGCACUAGACACCUCUGCAGAAAACACAACAGGCCGCUGGAGAUGUUCUGCAAAAAGGACCAGACUCCUGUUUGUCGGAGCUGCACUGAGAGAGACCAUAAGCAACAUGAAAUCGUUCCUAUGGAGAAAGAGAGCAGGAGGAUCAAGGCACAUUUGAAGGUGGCUCAAUCUGAGAUUCAACAAAUGAUUCAGAACAGGCUAAAAAAAUGUGAAGAGCUGAAGAACUCUAUAGAGCUGAGCAGGAUUGAUAAAGACAAAGAGAUACAAACUAGUGCUCAUAUUGCCAGCAUGGCAAUAAAGGCCAUUGAGAGAAACCAAGCUCUGCUCAUAGAGGAGAUCGAAGAGAAGCAUGAAGCAGCAAAGAGGAGAGGAGAAGACCUAAUAGAAGAGCUCAACCAGGAGAUCGAUGAACUGCAGAGGAGAUGGAGUGAGCUGCAAUAUCUGAAGGACACCAAGGACCAGCUACAUCUCCUGCAGAGCUUCCCAUGCCUGACUUCUCCUCCAUCAUCCACAAACUGGUCUGAGGUCAGUGUUGAGCCUGAUAUUUACAUUAGAAGUGUCAGGGCAAGUUUCUCCAAGCUGGUGGACCUCUGCCGGGAAUUGGAAAAGAACCUUUGUGCAGAAGAAAUCAACAAGAUUGGCAAUUAUGCAGUGGAUGUGACUCUGGAUCCUAGAACUGCUGCUAACUGGUUGCUUCUGUCCCCCGAUGGUAAAAAGGUGAGCCUGAGCGGCCAGCAAGGAAUACAGUCGCUCCCUAAGGACCCCCGCAGGUUCGAUUCCUGUGUUGCCGUCCUGGGGCAGCAAAGCUACACCUUUGGGAGGAGAUAUUGGGUGGUUAAGGUAGGAGAUAAAACCGACUGGGAUCUUGGUGUAGCCAAGGAGUCCAUUAACAGGAAGGGCUCCAUUACUGUCCGUCCAGACAACGGUUACUGGGCGAUCUGCAGGAGGAAGGGUGAGAGUCUUCGGGCCUGUGCUGGACCAUCCGUUAUCCUAAAGCUUCAGGAAAUCCCAUCGAAAGUGGGCGUUUACUUGGACUAUGAAGAUGGAUCGGUGUCAUUCUACAAUGCCGAUACAAAGAGUCAUAUCUACACCUACAAAGGGUGUUGUUUUACAGAGCCUGUCUACCCGUACUUUAAUCCCUGCCUUCAUGACAAUGGGAGGAACACAGCGCCACUGAUUAUCUGUCCGGUGGAAACUGGGCUCACUCUAGAGACUGCAGUGCACUAAGGUUAAUAUAAUGAAUGAGAUAUAAUGAAGUUUACAGCACUUUAAAGAAUUUUACAAGACACUUGGUUUACCUGUUUUUAGUUUUUUUAUGUUUAUUAUCAGUAACCCAUUGAGUAUGUUGGAAAAACUUAAAAGAAAAGUCGGUCAUAUUCAGAAUACAAACUUUUGGAAGGACUUUAGGUAUGAAAUGAUUACAUAGUUUUCAAUAAAUGAUAAGUGAUUUUAAUUAAGAGUAAUUCGCGCUCGGCUUAUCGCGCCGUUACAUCACUGCUUGAAGAUGUAAGUAGUAAGGUGUUACUAUAUUUGGGCUAAAAUGGCCAGUCGCGGACUCAGUGAAAAAAUACUAUUUUUAUUUUUUUACUGAUUAACUCUUAAUUCAUUAAAUCAAUGCAAACUGAUUAGUUUUAGGUGUAAAUAAUGACCCAUUGGUUAUUCCUUGGUGACCGGACUUUUCCUUUAAGAACCAACUGACAGUUUGCAUUUUCAUGACCUUAUUUUAAAGACUGCUGGCAUGCUUCUUGUAGCUUUUUCAAAUGAAGCAAAGCAAGUGUACAUCAAAUACCUUGCAUACCUGCAUUUGUCAGUAUGUAUUCUGUCACUGCGAUGCCUUUUGUUUUAAAUGUCUAUGUAAAUCUUUGAGAGUUUAUUGCAUCUUUAUCUUCCUGGAACCAGCAGCUUCGUGCUCCAGUUUUUAUGCUUGGUUACCAAACAUUGUUGGCAGCAAAGCCAGUAACAGUGGAUAAUCUGGUUUUACAGCUUAUUAAUCCUCGUUCUCUGUCUUUCCAUCAUGUUUUUGUUUUUCCUGCAUUAGAAGCAUAGCUUCACGUAUUUAAA